This is a messenger RNA of Dovyalis caffra, 1554 nucleotides long. Lineage: Eukaryota; Viridiplantae; Streptophyta; Magnoliopsida; Malpighiales; Salicaceae. The record is from the annotation of a GenBank genome assembly.
AUGAAGAAGUCUCAUCAGAUCUCAAUAGCAUCAAAAUCAUCGACGAGGAAGCCACUAAAAGACUUAUCAAAUAAUCACAGCAACAAUAGUAAUGGACGAUUCAUUAAAUCUGUGAACGCCAAGAAAAACUCAAUGCCAAGCAAAGAAAUUGGUGAAAAUAAAAGUGUGAUUAGGGUUCAAGAACAAGAAGAACAACAGGAAGAUGGCGAUGACUGUCUCGACCGCCUCUUGCUUGUCCAAUCUGAUCUCUCGUCUCUCACUCGCCAGAUAGAUGAACUUGUUGCCGAAGCAUUUAAACUGAAGGUCAGGAGCAAAGAGGGAAGAGAAGAAAUUGAAUCUUUUACGAAUGUCUUAUCCAAUAUGCUUUCUUCUUUAAAGCCAUGGGUCCCCAGAUUUCAGAAGGUUCUUUCCAGUCAUUUUGUGGAGCCUGAAAAUCAGUUACAACAUAAAACUGUUUCUGAAGUAAAUGAAGAUAAAAGCUUUGAUGUUGACAGCCCAGAAAAAACCAACAUGGAUUCGUUGAUCUCUCCUUCCCCCCUUGACUUGCCUAAACCAGUAUUUGAAAGGAUUGCUUUAAAUCCUGCUGUUGAGCUACCAUCACUUUUUACUGUUUCUGGAGAUGGAAAUGAAGAUUUGCUUGAAGACAUGGCAACAAAGCCGACCCCAACUAAGCCUGCUGAUUCUGUUGCAACUGAAGGAAAACUUGAGUGUGUUUCCUCCGCGACGUUUUCAAAACAAAACCACUCUGUUGUUAUGACCCCAUGCUUAAACAUGUCCCCUCCAAAAUCAUGUGUGCUGCUCGAACCCAUCUCGCAGUCCUCUCAUAAAGGCAAUUAUAGGUUGCGGAAGUCCACUCCGUUUCCUGUUGGAAUUCAUUCACACAUUUCUGAAUCCUCCAGCAGUGAAGGUUCUGAGGAUCUGACUUUGAAGUACCCAGAGCUCUUAGGGAUAAGACGAGCUUAUAAAUCUAUAAUGGGAAUUAAAGAUUUAGAGGCAUCUCCAAAGUGGUCCUUUUCACCUCCUAAAACUUGUAUUGUUUUGGAGCCACCAGUUGAGAAAUCAUUGGACAUCAAUGCUGCUGAUCACGACUUGAAAGUCCAUGCUCCUGUUUUGAAUCAGCUAACGAAUUUGACUCUCGCAAAAGAAUGUGAUGUUCAAGGAGGUUGUCAUCAAAUCAAGAAACCUUGCAAUGGAGGUAUCCAUUUCAUUUUCAUAAUAUUCCUUGCUAACUCUGAUAGUAUGUUAAACAUUAUCAUGAUCAAAAGCUCCUCCUCUCUUUCAACAGAACCUAUAUGUAGCAGCUUAAAGCUAAUUAAAAGCACUCCUUUAUGGAAGGAGCCUGAAAGCACAAUAAGGACAGGGAAGCGUCCUGGUGAGAAUACCCUGAAGAAGGAACUUUGGACAAGGUUUGAAGCAGCAUCUACAUAUGGGCUCUGUUUGAAUGCCUCUGCAUUCCAAGGGACUGGACGGAAAGGUUUUCUUGACAUGCUUGAUGAAGCUUCAUGUGGUGAGGGCAGUCCAACUGCUGAUGGUUUGAGAAAACAAAUAUUCUAA